This is a messenger RNA of Prorocentrum cordatum, 213 nucleotides long. The record is from the annotation of a GenBank genome assembly. NCBI's taxonomy places the organism in Eukaryota, Dinophyceae, Prorocentrales, Prorocentraceae.
UGCCCUGCGCUCCUGGACCCUGCCCUGUACGAGACGGAGCCCCCAGAAGCCAUCGUUGAGACCCGCGAGCGUUUGGACCAGCAGGCCCUGGAGUCUGCCCUGGCUGAGCCCCAUGAGGCCCUGAGGCUUGCCGAUGCCAUCCCGCUCAAGCCCCCUCCCGCUGAGACUCCGCCCAUGUGCCCCGAUUUCGUGCACCAUUGGAGAGAUGCCGAG